Girardinichthys multiradiatus is the source of this 2258-nucleotide messenger RNA. RefSeq names its product glial cell derived neurotrophic factor a (gene gdnfa). Gene Ontology annotation, biological process: positive regulation of branching involved in ureteric bud morphogenesis; peripheral nervous system development; negative regulation of neuron apoptotic process. The record is from RefSeq and is a predicted model, not a curated record. Bases 979 to 1737 code for a protein of 252 amino acids. Lineage: Eukaryota; Metazoa; Chordata; Actinopteri; Cyprinodontiformes; Goodeidae. The transcript is spliced from 3 exons. Gene Ontology annotation, molecular function: growth factor activity; receptor tyrosine kinase binding; glial cell-derived neurotrophic factor receptor binding.
CCAUGAGACGGAACCUGACACUGCAGGCACACGGAGCGCGGAGAUCAGGUUAGAAACAUGCACCGCAACAGAACAUCUCCAAAUCGCAUUCCGCAUACUGAAAUCUAAUCCGAGGACAUCAGGAUGUGUGACAUAAUCCUCAAGACAUCUGAAAACUUCGCUCCUCCGAACAAGGCUCCAGAGGUGGUUUGGAGAGAUAUGCGGACCUCUGUUACUCACUGUUUGCGCUCGCAUGGGUCUAUAAAAGAGGGGGCGGACACCAGCCCCCAAACGUCAGAGUGCACUGAAGUAUAAAUCUUUCCAAACAGCCCCUCUGCGCCUGGCGCGGUGCUGUGCGCAGACAUCUGCCCUGCUUUAGUCCAAUAUGAGGACGACGCGUGUGGAGACUUCUGCGUAAACACAAGCCUGGCUUGGAGAAAAUGGAAAACAUUUAUCCGAAUAUGUGUUGUUUACUAUGGCGAGAUUAGUGAGAAAUACUGGAGAUUCUGGACUAAGUGCUACUGAACUGUUUUACCAAGAGGCAGACGAGCGGUAACAGCACACCUCCUGUGCUUUUCUCAUUUGUUGGAGACGCUGAUGUCUUCAUUGGACUCCUCUCGGCCGGAGAUGGUGGAGCUCUCUCGGAUUUCCAGUGUGGAAACGUAGCAUCCAAUUAAUCAGUGGCUGCAACUGUACUCCGUGAGGCGCAGAGGCACUUUGGUCCGCCGUCUUCAGAGACGCGUGGUUUGUUUAGCGCACCGGGUCGGAAUACAGAGAACAUAUCUGGCACAACACAACAGCCUUUCCCCUCUCUAUUUGGACUAAUAUUGGUUUAAGGCAAUUCUCUUUUUGGCGAUUCUGACAUGAUUUACGCAUUCAAGUCAACUGGGGACACUCCAGGAGUUGCGCUUUCUGUUUGGAUUUUACUAUAAACUACCAAGAUAAUUUUAGGUCUGCAUGGGCCAUAUUUAAGCUUUCAUCAUAGGAACUGAGUCUAAGAUGAAGUUAUGGGAUGUUCUGGCCAUGUGUUUCUUGCUCCUGACCUCUGUCACUACACGGCCUCUGUACCAAAACACUCAGCCAGCCAAGAGGAUUCGCUUCCCCACCAGCUACCGUGAUUCUGGGUCCCUGUCCGUGGAAGACGAAGAGCCACUGUUCCAGCGUGAAGAGCACAACCUGCAGGAAAUAUCCAUGGAGGAUCAGUAUGACACGACAGCUCCCUAUCCAGACCAGUUUGAGGACGUGAUGGAUUUUAUUGAGGCUACCAUCGGCAGACUCCGGAGGUCAUCGGACACUGGCGGGAGCUCUGGAGGACAGAGGGAGCAGAGACAGAGAAGACCAGCAAACACGAGAGGGGUGAGAGACGAGAAGAGAGGGCACGGAGGGAAAAGGAGGGGUCGAGGUCGUGCAGGAGGCCGAGGAGGCAAAGGAGGCGGAGGGGAGAGAGAGAGGAUAUCUGUACAGAGUCGUGGUUGCUUACUGAAGGAGGUCCAUCUCAAUGUGACAGAUUUGGGGCUGGGGUACCAGACCAAGGAGGAGCUGAUCUUCCGGUACUGUAGCGGGCCCUGCAUUGAGGCAGAGACCAACUAUGACAAGAUCCUGAACAACCUCACACACAACAAAAAGCUGGACAAAGACACACCUUCUCGCACCUGCUGUCGACCGAUUGCGUUUGAUGACGAUUUGUCUUUUUUGGACGACAAUGUGGUGUAUCACACGCUGAAAAAACAUUCAGCUCGAAGGUGUGGCUGUGUCUGAGCACGAAGGCAUAAAUAAAUGCUGCGGCGGACUGAUGGAGCAUCUAAGCAGAUGCUGCAAACAGGGAUGGAUUGCAGUUGGACAUAUGCACUGGAGGUCAGAGUGUGUUGUCUCUUUGUCAGCUGAUGUCAAGAUGAGACAAAGUGGAGUACAAUGAGAGCACCUAGGAGACAAUGGAACAGUUGCUAAAAAACAAACUGCACAAGUUCACAUACAGUCCUCUAGGUUGUGCAUAAAGAUACCAGUUUAUGGCUGAUUAAAAACUGUUACACGUACAGAGAGCUGUCAAAAAAAGAAGAUGAAGAAAAACUGAUUUUGCAGAAAGAUUUAAUUUCCCAGGCAUUCUGUUUUUCCAUAGCUGGCUGACGCCAAAUUAAUCCACAGAUUUGAAGGAACUCUCUCAGUUGUAGCCUAAAUCACUUCCACUGCGUAGUCUGGAUGUUGAUAUUCAGAGCCAAGGAAAACACGCCAAGGUGCAGCAAAGACUGGCGCAACUUACAUAAAACCUACAUAAAAAUCUA